AUAUUAAGUACCAUACCGUAACGCCGAAUCAAUGGCCGCAUCGCCGACCAUACAAAAACGCCGAAUCAAUGGCAAUUUGAAGUGCGUGGAAAAUGGUGUGAUGAAAUGAAAAUUCAUUAAGAGUGUGUGUGUGAUCAACCCAACAUAAGAGGCAAAUGAAAACCCCACCUUUCGGCAGGAAAAAGAGCCAUGAAACCCCCAUCGGUGUGUCUUGGCAGCGCUGGGGACGUUUAUUAAACAUUAGCCCAUCCUUUCGUUGUAAUUACCAUUCCUAAUCAACUUCCCCGCAAGGCUUCAGCCAUUGAUGCAAAAAGGAGUUUGGCGUCCUGUUUGUGACUUUAAGCAUGCAGUAACGUAUCAGCACACCCAUCGCGCAACUGCGUAAGCGCGCGUCGAAUGCGAAUCCUUAGAAACGGGAUUUCAUUUCCUCGCACAAAGCGUCUGUUCCAUGUGUGCCGCGGUGUUCAAGUGUUCGGUCGAGCCCCGUGCCGUGAAACGGUUAAUUGAGCAGUGAUUCAAACGCCAUGUCGUCGUGUGCUUGAGAAGUGUAAUGGCAUUCACUACUUUGCGGAAGCAUCAUCAGCCACAGAAACCGUGUGACGCGAGCUCCAAAGACAGUCUUUAAGCACAUUUCACACCAUUGACGUCGCUUCACAGAUGUUGUUAAUCGCUCUAGAGAGAGAGAGAGAGAGAGAGAGAGAGAGAGAGAGAGAGAGAGAGAGAGAGAGAGAGAGAGAGAAAGAGCUUGGAAUGCCGCAGGGAGCAGGAGUUUGUGUCUAGAACAUUCCAACGAUCAUGGACGGCAAGAUCAACGAUGAUCUGCUGUCGCUGCUGCUGCUGCUGCACCAUUGCCCUAAGGAUUCGCUCGGUUGGUUGAAUUUCAAAUGAGCACACACCUCGGGCUCCACCAUCUCUCUCUCUCUCUUCCCGAGUACGGCCCCCAAAACGCUGGUGGUAGACGCUGUGUGCAUUUGCAUUGUAAGGUUUGACACGGGACAACUAUCCCCUACCCUCCAAAGGUGGACUCUCCCACCGAUCAUUCAAAAAGAUGGUGGUGUGUGUGAAAUUCGACAGCACUUUUUGAUGACGGUUAUGAGGGACGUGAGCACAUCGAUCCUUCCAAAUGCGCAAACGAUUUAUACAUUUAAAUAUAAAAAGCGGAACGUACGCUGACUACAGUCGUGCGUAGCCUGACAUCGUCCCUUUUGGGACGAGUGAGGGGAUGCUGCGUGCCAUUGUAUGACGUCCGUGUCGUGAUGGAACCGAAAAUAAGAUGCCGAGGCGUCUCCAAGACAACAGCAGCUCAUAAAGUAUAUAAAGGCAGUGAUGGAUUUACAUAUCCUUCUACCACUCGACCAUCCCGCUAAAGGUUGCUAUGGUUGAUAGCGGAAAAAAGGUCGUCGCUCACAGCCGAGGGACCGAUCGCGGCUGCAUUCUAAUGCGAUCUUUGUUCGUUUCUGUCCAGUUUUGAUAUCAAGCUAAACCCAUUACUGGCUGAGACAUCAUGCCACAUCAUCAUUUCAGACCGCACACCGUUGGCUAUUUAUAUCUCAUCCCUUGCGCUGCGCUUUUACUUUCAACAAUAGCAAUACACGGUCGGCUACAAUUGUUUGUUCAACUUUUCGCUUUCAUGAUGUUUCAAAAUAGAACGACACUUUUCGACUUCCUCCUGCCGGACAUUACGCCCUUCCAAGCAAGGAGCAAGGAAAACAACCCACCGGAUACAAUGUUAGGGCGGAGGUAGCUACGCAUUUAUGGCAUAAUUCCACCCCCUAUCGACCUCCGCCAUGCGUGUUGGAAAGUUGGACACAGCGGGUAUGAUAGCGUUCAUAACACUGUACCCAGCCACACCACUACAGCAUCACGAGCUGUAUCGACAAAAUCGGUAAAAUUACCCUUGGCAUGCUCAAGUGUUCCAAUUGUGCUCUCCAUCCGGAUCCCUAGAUGGGACGUGAAAUUAUACAUACGUGGGUGUGUGUGUGUGUGUGAGAUACUGACCAAGUUUUUUAACCCACCCACCCUUGCUACAUGCAUCACUUGCAGGGACAGAGUGGAAAAAAGUGGUGUGGUGAGUAGCGGGACACAGCUAUAGCUUUACGCGCACGUUUUCCAACCAACGCUACGUUACCUAACGACGCGCCACGGGGGGAAUGGAGAAGGGUCACGAAAUAGAGCAUAGACUCAGAUUACGAGGAAAAGCGAUAGAACGACGCACCAUACGGGGGUAAGGGGAGGUCGGAAAAACUGGUGCAAAUGGAGAAGCCUGGUGUGGAGCGCACGGAAACGCAAAGGGACAGCGUUGCGGCUCGGCCCCGAGAAAAUUGUCUGCACAAGCAAGCAGGGAUCUGGGCCUGCGGACAAAACAAAAACAGCCGAAGGGAGGGCUACCAUUGCCACAUUGUUGGAAUACAAUUUCAUUCGACUGACGGUGAAGAAUGUUUUCAUCGAACCGGGACGAAGAUAUUGCGGCACUAUUUUAAACGCAAGGACACAAUCGACAUGCUGGAUUCAGGUGGAUUCAUUGAAGAAACUUUCAAUUGAUUUAUUUCAAGAUCUAGGCCGAAAUAGUGAACCUCACUUACUUCAGAACAGGUUAUUCAUAUCCAGGACACAUUUGUGUAUUGCUGAAGUGGUAGUGGAGAAUGGAGGACAGACUUUUGUACAAUUUUUGGGAACAGAUGAGUGCUCUCGAGAAAACUCACCAUCUUCGGCACUGUUUCGCAUAACAGCAUGCCUUUAACAAGCUAGUUUUACAGCGUUUUGCAGGAGUUUUCAUAGUUGUGGGACACUUCGUUAACUUUUUGUUAUGUGAAGUGAACUUCAUAUAAUGGAAAUUGGACUCUAUGGUACCCGUUUUGGACAGGCUUCUUGGAAAUUCCUAUUGGAUUUGGUGGUUGGAUGGUGCUAUAAGGUCCAAUUCGAAUCACAUUAAGUUCAUAGCACUUAAGAAAGAUAACCCUGUAAAAGUCGUUUGCUAAAGACAUCACAACAUCUAUUGUAACUCGUUAUGCGUUACGUUAUGUGACUUGAGGGACGCUUCCCCCGUAACGCUCCGUUUGGAUCGAUCAGCUGAACUUGAAAUCGCUACUUAAUCGCACAUCUUCCCACCGAUCUUCCAUUAGAACAUGCUCUGGCGUUCUGGCCUGUGCGCCCUGCAGCACACCAACACAACUACCGGUGUCUGUGUUCGGGCCUAACAAUGGCCGCCCGUUACGACACUCUCGUGGUGCAACAUGUGACUUUCCGGUGCAUGACAAUGAAAGACACCGAUGGUAGUGGUGGUGGUGGUAUAGGGUGUGUUUUUAUGGAGACCACCCCCACCACUACCGGACCCUUCAGCUACCCCCCACUCAGCACACACACCGAGGGAUGGUGUUGGACGGGUUGCUUACCAUACCACGUAAUCGAUCGUGUGUGCUGCUAUAGGCUCACUAAGUGUCUUACACCGUGAGGAGGUAUGCGUAACGCUAGCCCCGGCGCGCUGUUUGCAAUCGCUCGCUCACACGUUCUACGCCAUGCUGUUCCCAUCGUUCCCUCCCCAAGUUCUACACUUCACCCGGCUAGACUUUCAUUUUGUACACCGUGGCUCUCUGUGUGUGUGUAUGUGUGUGAGGGGUUUUUUUCUUUCAACUGCAGUAAGUCCCCAGGGUAGAGAAGGAACGGAAGAGCCCCCGCGUUGUACACUUUGGUCAGCAAAAUCGAGGGCAAAUUUGCUCCAUUCCUGGGUGAUCCGGACAAAAAAGGGAAAAGAGAAGCAGCUUAGAGUUUGAUAUGUGUGUGUGUUAUGAUGAUGAACGUUUGCCGCUUACGCAUACCACCCUCUCCCUCUAGUGAGCUUCUCUGGCAGCAAUCGAAAGGCAGUAUUGCCUGCCUAGUAACUAGUCAACGGUCGUACAGUGGCCGUAACGGAUGUGCAUUCAGCACCCUCAAAGCAAAGUGUAUCCUGGGUGCAAUUUUCUAGCUUAGUUUCCAAGUGAAUACAAUCCAGAUAGCACAGCCAUUAUUAUACAUCAGCAUGUGCUAUAUUGUAAUUUGAGUAAGUUUACCACACAAAAAAAACAACAAAAAGAAAUAAACCAUUUCUGUAAAAGCAACAUAUCGGUAACGACUUUCAAACAAGCAAGCUUUUAUGCAACAUUAAAAAUACAUUCGCCACUGCACUGGGCCAACACCAAAGCUCCUAUGACCUGGGGCAAGAAAAUCAAACGCAAUUCACCCGCGAUUCUGUAAUGGUCGCCAGCCGCCGCCCGCCCAACAAACAUCCAGCACUAUCACCUCUCUACUCUCAGCCGCCAUCAUCGCGCAUCACGGUGGCGCAACGGUGCACUAGAGGACUAGCGCGCGAGCGAGGGUAACCUCGGACAGCGGUAAACAACGGCGACGGCACAUGCCGCGACAUGUGAGAACGAUGCGCGAAUGACGCCGCACCACGCACCCAUACAGCUGGAAACAGACACAGUAUCAUCAUCACCACCACCACCACCACCGAUCAAGUGUGUUGUACAGCGGCAAAUGCAAAUAAAAGUGCUGCUAGCGCUAGUGCAAUUGCGCUGGGGGCUCUGCUAUCGCGUUUGUUCGGAUGCGGUAUGCGGUAUAGAGUGGAAAAAAGGUGGCUUUUGUUCGUUUGUGAUAGUUACAACAGGUGGCACACGCAAAGCGUUCGCGACGUUGGUGCAAUCAGUGUGAAGGUUAAUCGUUUAAAUUUGUGAUAAAAUAUAUUUCAAAUGUGUUGCAAAACGCAAAAACAUCAACAGAACAGUGAAUAAGUCGUGUCGUGUUCACGUGUUUCCUGUGUGAUCUAGCUAAGCAGAACCAGACAUACGGUAGCCGCGUGCCGAGGUGCAGUGCAGUGCGUUUUAAUGUUUAACAGUGUACCGUACAAUCCCGAGUGCGAAGUGGUCGUACGCUUACGACAAACACAUAACUCUAGUGUAAUUUUACACUAGUGAGUGAGCAGUGAUUUUUAUUUUCAGGAAGAAACGAUAGUGCAAGCAAUAGAAAUCGCCUGAUCAGGGCAGCACACAAAAUGUCCACCACCGGCAUGGAGAACCUUGAGGGUGCGGACUCGACGCACAACACCAAGGUGUCCGAUUCCGCUUACUCCAACAGUUGCAGCAACAGCCAGUCGCAAAGGAGCGGCAGCUCCAAGUCACGCCACAGUGGCAGCAACUCGUCCGGCAGCAGCGGUUACGGCGGCAAGGCGUCGACGCAGGCCAGCAGCAUUGCGCCGCUGCCCCAGGCGGCAGCCAAGCGCACCAAGGACAAGGAGCGCAAGAAGAAGAAGCUAAAGACGUCCACCGACAGUGGCACCGUACCGGCACCGAACGGUUCCGCCGGUCCCGGUGGCGUUACGGCCGGCACGGCACCAAACGCAGCCGGCACGGUUGCCAACGCGAACGCCGUCAGCGAUGUCGAGCAGCAGACGCUGGCAGCCGGUGGCUGCGGUGAGCCAGAACCAAUGGAAACGACCACCGGCAAUUCCUCCGUCGCCAGCGUAUCGGGCGAGCUGGGUGCCGUUGGUGCCGGAGCUGGAGGAAUGCAGUCGGCGAGCCACGGUGGCGAGUCGAAUGAGCAUCACGAGCUGGGCACGGUCAGCGGGGGCAAUGGGACAGCCGAGCUGGUCAGCGUGGAGGUGGCGGCCGCAGCCGCCGUGGCGCAGAUUAUUAAUGAAGAAAACACUAAAGAUGACCGCAAACACCUGUCGCAGGAACAGCUGCAUCGUGCGGGUGGUGGUGGAACGCAUGACGGUCGGCAGAAGAGUCUGGUCGCGCAAAGCAUUCUGCCUGGGCCGGCGCCACUACCAGCCGGUGUUGCCUCGAUCGUGAAUUCGAUCGCGACCGGUGCCGGACUAAGAACUGGAUCCGUGUCCAGCAGUGGCACACUGCUGGGAGUGGUACAGCAGCAGCAGCAGCAUCAACAACACCAGCAGCAGCAACAGCAACAGCAUCACGGUGGGUUAAAUCAAUGCCAACAGAAGCAAACGCAGCAUCAUCAUCAUCACCAUGGCGCCCAUCAACAUCCCAAGCAGCAGCAUUCCUCUAUGCAGGAUCCAUCGCUGGCGAACCAAAAGCAUGUGCCACAGCAGCACUCUGCCCAACAGCCACAUCAUCAACAGCAGCAGCCGCUGGAUAAGCAGCACCUGCAACCCCAACAGCAGCCGCAGCAGCAGCAGCAGCAGCAACAACAACAACAGCAAGCCCAACCACAAUCAAACACUCCGCGCACCAACAAGCCGGACGUGGAGGAUGGCUUCUGCUGUGUUAUCUCGAUGCACGACGGGGUCGUGCUGUUCACCACGCCGAGCAUUACGCACAGCCUCGGCUUCCCCAAGGACAUGUGGCUCGGCCGAUCGUUUAUCGACUUUGUGCAUCCGAAGGAUCGGGCCACGUUUGCGAGCCAGAUCACGUCCAAGGUGGUGGUGCCGCUCGGCGAAUCGAAAAGCGGCCAGAAGGAUCAGAAAAACUCACUGUACGUGAUGCUGCGCAAGUACCGGGGGCUCAAGACGGCCGGCUUUGGCGUUACCAAAACGACGGUCAACUACGAACCGUACCGGCUGGUGCUGACGUUCCGCGAGGCACCGGCAGAGAAUGCGGAGAUCAUAAGCGGCCGCAGCAUACUGCUGAUCAUCUCGGCCACCCCGGUCAAGAGCGUGUACAAGGAGCCGAACGAGUCGCUGUGCGAGCGGGACCUAAAGUUUAGCACGCGCCACACCACGUCCGGGGUGCUGAGCUACGUCGAUGGCAAUUCGGUCGAAUCGAUCGGCUACCUGCCGCAGGACAUUCUAGGGCGCUCCAUCAUGGAGCUGUACCAUCCGGACGAUAUGCCGAUCCUGCGCAAGGCGUACGAAACGGUCAUGGUGAAGGGGCAGACGGCCGGGGCUUCGUUCGUCAGCCAGCCGUACCGGUUUCUGGUGAACAACGGGUGCUACAUCGUGCUGAGCACCGAGUGGACCAGCUUCGUGAAUCCGUGGUCGCGCGAGCUGGAGUUUGUGAUCGGGCACCAUCGCAUCCUGCAGGGGCCGUCGAUAGCGGACGUGUUUGCCGUGUCGCCGUUCUACUGCCAGACGCAGAACCAAUUCUCCGACGACACACUCAAGGAGGCGAAGAUGGUGGAGGAGCAGAUACUGCGCCUGCUGAAGGAACCGGUCGCCAAGCCGUCGGACAUGGUGAAGCAGGAGGUGUCGAAGCGGUGCAAGGCGCUCGCCUCGUUCAUGGAGGAGCUGAUGGACGAGGUGGCCCAGCCGGAGCUCAAGCUGAACCUGCUGAACGAGUCGGACUUUACGUUCUCGGAGCGGGACUCGGUGAUGCUGGGCGAGAUAUCGCCGCACCACGAGUACUUCGACAGCAAGAGCUCGUCGGAGACGCCGCCGAGCUACAACCAGCUGAACUACAACGAGAACCUGCAGCGGUUCUUCGACAGCCGGCCGGCCAUGAACAUCGAGGAGCAGAUGAAGAUGGACUCGUCCGGCGGCACGAACACGGAAACGAUCGGGGACGAGCAGCAGUCGCACGCGGUCAGCCCCAACCAGCGCGGGUUUAGUGCGAGCGGCGGCGGGGGCAGCGGCGGGUCGGCGGGAAAUUUUAGCUCCGAAAGCAACGCGCAGAUGGACAGCACGACCAACACGACCAGCAACACGGGCGGGACGGGCGGGACGGGCACGUCGUCCGGCGGCGGGGGCAGCUUCCAGCCGCCGACGCUGACGGAGGAGCUGCUCUGCAAGCACAACGAGGACAUGCAGAAGGUGAUGCUGAAGAAGCACCGGGAGGCGCGGAUGGUGGCGCGCGGCACCGACAAGAACAAGAAGGGCCCCCCGGACAAAGCCGGGUACGGGGGCGGCGCGGUCGGGCACGGGGUCAAGCGGGGCUCGUCCCACUCCUGGGAGGGGGACGCACACAAAACGAUCAAGCACCAGCACAACCCGGACGGGGGCGGUUGCUCCGCGAUGCUGCAGCAGCAGCAGCAGCAGAAGAUGGGCCCGGUGGCGCCACACGCCUUGCAGCAGCAGCUGCUGAUACAGCAGCAACACCAGCAACUGCAACAGCAGCAGCAACAGCAGCAGCAGCAGCAACAACAGCAAGCUCAACAGCAGCAACAGCAACUGCAGCAGCAACAGCAGCAACAGCAGCAGCAGCUUUACCAGCAAACGAACAUGCACAUGCACUACAAGACGCAGCACGUCUCGCAACAGCUGCAGUACCAUCACGCACUACAAGGCCAGGGGUCGGCCGCACUGCAGCAGACGGGCGGAGGGAUGCAAACCCACCUCCAACAGCAGCAGCUGCUCCAUCAUCAACAGCAUCAGCAGCAGCAGCAGCAGCAGCAGCACCAGCACCUUUCCCAUCCCGCGCCUAGCCAGCAGCAGCAGUAUCCGUACCAAAGCCCGUACCACAACAACGGUCCGGUGCAGUCGACCGUCGCGGGCGAAAGCCUCCUCGCCGGUGGGAGCAACCAACGCUCCACCUUCACGACACCCUCGAUACUCGCGCCCCAGAUGGCGUACGGGGGAGCACACACCACCGGCAGCAGCCUGACCGGGCGCACCGGCGACCUCUGGCCACCGUUCAGCGUGAGCGUCACGACGAUGCAAGCGUCGGCCGGGGCCGGUUCCAGUGCCGCCAGCUUCGUACCAUCGCACAGCAUAUUUCCCACCCUGUACUACAUCCCGGCGGCGGCGGCGGCCGCAACGGCCGCACCCCAGCCCGCCCCGAUCACCGUACCGUACAUGGCGGCCGGUGUCAUGUAUCCGCAUCCGCAGCUCUACCACCAGCAGUCGCUCCUGUACCCGCCGAUGAUGUACCACGCGAUGCCUUACCAGCCGCUUCCACCACCGUGCGGGCUUGACAGUGACACCCGAAAUCAUCAACACCAGCAGCACCAGCAACAGCAGCAACAGCAGCAGCAGCAGCAACAGCAGCAGCAGCAGCAACAACAACAACGACAGCAACAACAGCAGCAACAGGCACAACGACUUCAACCCCAGCCCGGCCACACCACGUCGACUGGCGGUCCCGGGCCAGCAGCCCCCGGCGGGAUGUCGGUCGGUCUCGGACAACCGGCGACCGGCGGUCAGUCUUCCGCACAAUCGGCCGAGGUGCCAGGUGUGCCGACCAACGCUGGCAGUGGUGGUGGCAAACAUCCGGCACACAUGACCGUGCCACCGUCGGCCGGUAGCGGUUCCCAAUCGCAAACACCCUUCCAGCGUCCGUCCUCGCAGGCCACUUCGGUCAAAGCGGAACCGGGUUCGGCAUUGGGCAGCAUCGCGUCCGCUUCGAUCGUCGUCAAUCGGGCUUUUUCGGAAUCAUCCAAGAAGGAUCUCACCGAUUCACCGCUCAUCUCCAACGUCGACUGCACGGACUGUGCGCUGGACGAGGUGCACGACAAGCACUGCGAUACGACCGCGACCGGCAUUGACCGGCGGGUGAAUGGCGCUGGCACACGGCGCACCGGCUCCGGCCAGGUGGAUAAGCUCCCGAUGGGCACCGGGAUCGGUGGCACGGCCGGCAACAACGGUGGUGAUCGCAAUGGAGGAGGUGGUGGCGGUGGCGGCGUCGUCGGACUGGGCGAGGUCAGCGACGAUAUGGACGAGUCCAGCUUUUCCAGUUUCUACUCGAGCUUCCUCAAGACGGACAACUCGUCCGAGGGACAGAACGGUGCGGAGCGGAAAGAAUCGAGCGAGAUGUGCUGGGAGAGUGGUUCGAACAAUGCCACGUCCACCACCAACCGGAUGCACGUGGAUGGCGACGGGUCCGGCAAUCAGGCUGCGCGUGACCGGGGCGGCAAUGGGAAUGGGGCGGGCGACGGUACGGGCACGCUGGUGCGGCCCAGCGGUGCCAAGCGGCGCCCCAAUCCGCCCUGGCUCGAUAACGUCUGCCAGACAAAGGAUCUCAUCUAUCGGUAUCAAAUUAACGAACGGUCGCUCAAGGAGCUGCUGGAUUCGGAUAAUUUGGCGUUGAAAAAAAUCAGCCAGCCCAUCCUGGUAAACGAUCAGCUGGGUCAGCUGUACCUGGAUCUCGAGCUGGAGGGCCUGUCGGCGAAGCUGUCGCUGAGCGAGGCGACCUCCGGCAGCAGCAGCGACGACUGCGACACCAAGGACAAAGCCAAAGUGAACAAGCGCAACAUGAAGUACAGCAAGCUGGUGAUGAUCUACGAGGAGAAUGCACCGUUUCCACCGCCGAACGAUUCGGAACCGUAGUCCCGUGCAUGCCGCCAUGGCCGGCAGUGGUCUAUGCCAGUAUUCUAGUUUCCGCGUUCGAUUCCGCGGUUACACACAGAAACAUGCACCUAACACAUAGAACAAAAUGAGGAUGAUAAUAUAGAUAGAUAAAAAUGAGGGGGAGGAAGAAGCUAGAGAGAUUGUUACAGGGUGGGGAAAGAUCGCUUUUGUGCAUUUGAUGCAUUUUUUUACAACAAAAGACAAAUAAUGUUUUAGAAAAUCGUACGUUCCUAAACGUUAGUUUACCUUUGUAUGGAAGAGUUUUAAAUAGUACUAAGUAUUCAAUAAAACAAGUGUCAUUUUUAAACGUA
Anopheles gambiae (African malaria mosquito) is the source of this 10524-nucleotide messenger RNA. RefSeq lists its product as uncharacterized. Gene Ontology annotation, biological process: circadian regulation of gene expression; entrainment of circadian clock by photoperiod; negative regulation of transcription by RNA polymerase II. Gene Ontology annotation, molecular function: transcription cis-regulatory region binding; transcription corepressor binding. Lineage: Eukaryota; Metazoa; Arthropoda; Insecta; Diptera; Culicidae. The record is from RefSeq and is a predicted model, not a curated record. The transcript has 7 exons. Bases 5027 to 10192 code for a protein of 1721 amino acids. Gene Ontology annotation, cellular component: nucleus; cytoplasm.